UAACAAUGUUACAAGAUUUGAAACGAGCACAUAUUGACCUGUUUUGAUGUACCUAAAAAAAAGAAGCUAAUUAUGUGAAUCUUUCCUGCCCCCAGGACCUGCUGACAAAGAGUGACUAAAUCCAUUCUGAGUCAGAAAAGAAGAAUCAUCUGUUUGGGAGCGUGUGUGAAUAAUUCUUUUGCCUUUUUGUCUUUGAAUGCAGCAAAAACAAAACACUCCAGAACCCACACACUGACUUCCAAGACAGACAUUUUAACUUAUUCCCAGAAAGUUUACCACUGCAUAUGUCUUUUGGGUUUAGUUGAAAUCAUGUACGGUGGAAUUAAGGUUACCCUCUGGGCGCUGACAGGUCUGCUGUCCAUCACCACCGUCUUCUUCAACGUUUACAUCCUGCUGAUGAGUCUGUGGAACUACAAGCAGAACAAGAAGUGGACUCCAAGUGAAACCAUCAUCCUGGCGCUUUCAAUCGCCAACAUCGCUCACCAGCUGAUCUGCUACUUCUGGAUGACCAUGGCUGAGGUGGACAGUAGCUGCCACAUCAUGCAGAUGCCCUACACCAUGAUGCUGCUGCUAGUCUACAGCCUCAAGUACACCAUCAUGUGGGACAGUAGCUUCCUCACCUUUUACUACAGCACCAAGCUGGUGAACACACCCAACCACUGCUACACAAACAUCCAGGGGGUUAUCCUCAAACAUGUAGCUUUAGUUGUGUUUCUCAUCCCUCUUUGUGGCCUUGGUACAUGUCUGCCCAUGAUGGCGGUGUUUCACCCUGACAACCAGACCACAGUCAACCAGGACUGUGGGGUGUUAAUGCCCGACACCUUACCCGGUAAGGUCUACGAGGUCCUCUACCUGCUCUUUGCCGAUGUUCUACCAGGGCUACUCAUGAUCAAGUGCUGCAUCUCCAUCUCCGUCCACUUGGGCAUCCACCUGCGCCACAUGAAAGCCAGCACCAACGGAGCCCACGCGCCCAAGCUGGGCGCUCAGAUGAGGGUGAUCCGCAUGGCUUUGUCCCUGGUGGCUGUCUUCAUCCUCUUCCUCAUAAUUGACCUCUACGUCAACUACCAGAUCUCUGUGAACCACGAUAACAUCCUCAUACUCACGUUCUUCUUCACGUCCAUCUACACUACCGCCACUGCCAUGGUGCUGAUCUACGGGAAGAAGCCUUUUUGGAAAGCCCUCAUACAUGAAUUCAACGUCAGCAUGGAUGAAUAUCCGUGUUUGUCGUGUCUGAAGGUGCCUGAACAGAAGGCCAAAGCCAGCACAACCGCAAAGAUUAAAAACUGAGAGGCAAUCCGCUUCACGCUGGAGUUCUUUGAGCUGAAAUCAAUUUGUCAUUGUCUGGACUUAUUAAAAACUCUGCAGAAACUUAUUCUUUUAUCUUUUGUGUGAGCAAUUUCUGUAAUGACCGCUGUCCUGCUGUAUCACCAUAAAACUUCUUACAUCAAUGCAGUAGAUAAAAAAAAAGGGCUUCAGGAGCUGUUUAAGUGAUGCACAGAUAACAAUGGUCAGGUAACCUGCUUUCCAUCCAAAUCACUCACUGAUCCCACAAUUAUUAAUAUUUCAGUAGAACAAAUAAUAGUCAAGCCUGUAAAAUAGAUCCCCAAGCAUGGCUGCCUGGACAUGAUGCAACUCUGCACCCAUCUAAAAAUGUUAAAAAAUACAUGUGACUGUCGUGAGAGUACAGAGCAUAUUAAUAAAACAAGAAAGUACUCACAACCUGAAUCCCUCUUUUUGGUUUGCAUCACAGAGGUUUUAUGAGAUUUUUCUCGGGCAGGUUGCAGAGAUUUUAAGCUGCACAGAGGGACAAAAGCAGCCGAAAAACUGGAAGGAUGCCAGUCAAAACUCCUGCACUAGUUUGUGGAGAAAAAACAUAUACUUGAAGGGGAAAGGCGUUUAUAAUCUCAAUUUUGCUCCUGUGGAAGUGUUCAUUGAUCCUCAACAGAGGUGUGCAGGGCUGUGCUCGACAUCUCCCAGGUGUUAUUGUGUGUAGCUGCAGCUUUGUGCGUGUGGCUGUGGGUGAAGCUGGGCGUUCCUGACAGAGUGCACUCAGGCCGAGCAAACCUUCCCUGAGUAAAUAGAGGUUUACAGAAGUGCAGCAGACCUCUUUGCAAUGCUCCAUCAGUUCACACCCUCUGGCACCACCUAGUGAGGUUCAAAGUAGAGAUACAAUAGAGCGGCUAAUCCCUCUCCACACACCGCCCUGCUCCCUCCGGCUGUUAAAUGGACAAAGUAGGGAAGGGCAGCACUUCCUUUGAUGCAGGGGAAUUAAGUCGUACAGAGGCCUCAGUUUCCAUCGUGACUGUUCUUCUCUCUUCAAUUGAGGGAGCAGGUCGUGACAUGACAGCUGAAUAUUAUAAAAAAGUGGCAAGUGACGUUACAAAUCCUCACUCUAUGGAAUUAUAUCCUUGAUCUUUAUCCUUUUAGGAAAUGACAGCAUGGAUGUCCAAAACUUGUGAAAAAUGUGAACUACAAGGUCCUGCAAUCAACUAACCAAAGUGUUGAAGGAAUAUUGCUCCCCUAUAAGUCACACAUUAUCACAAUUUACUUUUUGGUUUAUAUAACGUUUUUAUCUACACUAUUGUGUUCAUGAUAGAGCCACGUUUCAUCGCUGUAGCUCGUUGAGGUGGAGCUAAUUGACUGUCACUACUGUGUAAACAGUUGGGUAGGUUAGUCCACUGGCUCCAAACAUGGGGCUCUGACCCCUCUGGAGGGUCACUAGACACAUCUUAGGAGUCAUGAAAUUCCUAAUGUGGUAAAAAAAAAGAAGAAGAAGAAGUCACAUAAUAAAUAAUU
Molecule: messenger RNA, 2796 nt
Organism: Labrus mixtus (cuckoo wrasse)
Lineage: Eukaryota; Metazoa; Chordata; Actinopteri; Labriformes; Labridae
Exons: 1
Coding region: 310-1287 (325 amino acids)
Biological process (GO): sensory perception of taste; G protein-coupled receptor signaling pathway
Cellular component (GO): membrane
Molecular function (GO): G protein-coupled receptor activity
Source: RefSeq, a predicted model, not a curated record